UGACGUCAGUGUUACAAAACAGAAACACAACUUAAAGAGACGCUCUGUGUGUGACAGUUCCGGUAGCGAUAUAAACAUGACAGUCUGUUCUUGUGGAUCUUUUCUGUAUUAUGUUUCAUACUAAUGUCUCCUGCAAACGCCGCGAUGCAAGACGAGACUGACGCCGAACAGACCUCUGGGUACUGGUCCUGGUGGCCCUCUUGGAGACCAACAUCCAUGUCGUUAUUGAAAAGUGCCGAAUCUAAAAUUCUUGCCUGUCUCCAGAAUGACGUGUGGUCCAGAUUUGUGACGUUGUCAAAUCAAAACAGAAUAUGGACCCUUAAAGUCACCAACAAAUCAUCCCACAAACACAAAGACCAAGCUGCUAAGACGCCCCUGGUGAUGGUCCACGGGUUUGGAGGGGGCGUCGGUCUCUGGAUCCGUAACCUGGACACUUUAAGUUGCUCUCGACCCGUCUACGCCUUUGACCUGCUGGGCUUCGGUCGCAGCUCUCGCCCCUCGUUCCCGUCUGAUGCCUCAUUGGCUGAGGAGCAGUUUAUUACUUCCAUUGAGCAGUGGAGACAAUCUCUGGGACUGGAGCGCAUGAUCCUAUUGGGCCACAGCCUGGGUGGUUACCUAGCAACAUCCUAUACAAUCCAAUAUCCAGAAAGAGUCAGUCACCUCAUCCUGGUGGACGCCUGGGGUUUUCCUGAGCGACCUCAGCCUCAGUUACAGGGGUCAGGAGGUCAAGGGUCAGAGGUUAAGAGGGUCUCACCCCCUCGCUGGGUCAAAGCUCUGGUGUCGUUGUUCAGCUUCUUCAACCCGCUGGCCGUCAUCAGAGCAGCCGGACCCUGGGGUCCAGGGCUGGUAAACCGAUUCCGUCCCGACUUCAAGAGGAAGUAUGAGGAUCUGUUUGAUGACGACACCAUGACGCAGUACAUUUACCACUGUAACGCUCAGAACCCCAGUGGUGAGGUGGGCUUCAAAGCCAUGUCUGAGUCUCUCGGCUGGGCUAAGAGGCCGAUGGUUCAGCGUGUUCAUCUGCUGCCCCCGUCGAUGCCCGUCAGCAUGCUGUACGGAGAGCGGUCCUGGGUGGAGUCAUCCACUGGAAACACAGUCGCUCAGAUCAGAGGCAAAAGCCCCACCAGCGUCACGCUGAUCGAAGAUGCUUCCCAUCACGUUUACGCCGACCAGCCUGAAGAGUUCAACCGAGUGGUUGAGAGUAUUUGUAAUACUGUAGACUAAAUAAGAUGCACAUUGGUUUGUAGUUGUGGGCAUUUGUAUUUUUGAAAGGUCUGUCCUGGGUUUGUGGGAUCAGGUUGAUGGAAACAUUUAAAGGCAAAGCUGUUCUCAGACCUUGUCAUGUCAUAUUCUGAUUUUACUAUUUGUGGCCUUUACUGUGGAAAUGCUCUGUGAUUGUACUGCAUGAUUUACUGGAAGCUGGUUGUAUUUGUAUUUUCUAACCUAUAUUUCAUUCAGAUUUCUCUACAAUCAUGGACUGAGAAAUCAUCCUUCCUGUUUAACCUGUGUAAUGAAAGCACUGACAAUGUUUGGACAGUCAUAUUGACUAAAAGAUAAUUAAUUAUCCAUUUAGCAUUAUAAAGGAUUGUCUGUUUUUAUAAUGAUCAUAUCUUAAUACACUGCUGUACUUUUAAUAAGAUGUGUCUGCAUAGACUCAUAUAUACUUCUGCAGUGGCCAUUUUUGUUUUUUUUAUGUAUAUAUUUAUAAACGCAUAAACAUAGUUUUAUUACAUUAUAUAUUAUUAUCAUAUAGUAUUUUAACUAUCCCUUUUAAUGUUGUUUAUCAUGACAAUCUUUAAAAAUGAACACAACUUUUAUGAAUCCCGAAGCUUAUGCACCACGGUCACGUGACUUUAACUUUUUCCAUGAAAGGUUGAGUUAGAAAUAAACGAGUUUGCAAGAGCGUGAUCAUAAACACAAAUGAGCAAGUAAAAACGGACUUGUGAGUAGAAGAGUCAACCUCAACAGUCGUACUAUUGCUCAUUAAGUCACUUGAUAGAAUAAAAGCUUAAAUUCAAAAUAAAUCAAGAAUGGUGCAUUACUGUAUAAUGUUGAUUGGAAUAAACGUGAUCGUGAGCUUGUCUUAUCAGACCCUAGUGUUGAAAUGCUAAAUCAUUUUUGUUUGGGACCAGUAAAAUAGUAAUCCAUGCAGAACUCGACUUUGUUUUUGAGAGCUGUUCUCAUUCCUCUUGUAAUUACAAUUAAGUAACACUGCGAGGCGCUAGAUCCAGCAUUUUGCCUUUUGAAAUAAUUAGAUACACACUGAAUUAAAGUGACAUGAAACAGUGCGCCGUAUGCAACCACAAAUGUUUCAAACACUGUACCUAUCUAGUAACAUUGUUACAUCACAAAUGUUUUUUUUAAUCCAAUUUUGUGCUAACAUGGGAAUUUAAUCUACAUAAAAUAGUUCAAUAAAACAAAAAUUAAAUAAAUA
Carassius gibelio (silver crucian carp) is the source of this 2434-nucleotide messenger RNA. Its product is annotated as (Lyso)-N-acylphosphatidylethanolamine lipase. Lineage: Eukaryota; Metazoa; Chordata; Actinopteri; Cypriniformes; Cyprinidae. Gene Ontology annotation, cellular component: lipid droplet. The record is from RefSeq and is a predicted model, not a curated record. The transcript is spliced from 8 exons. Gene Ontology annotation, molecular function: phosphatidylcholine lysophospholipase A1 activity. Bases 124 to 1224 code for a protein of 366 amino acids.